Messenger RNA from Talaromyces stipitatus ATCC 10500, 5486 nucleotides. RefSeq lists its product as uncharacterized. Lineage: Eukaryota; Fungi; Ascomycota; Eurotiomycetes; Eurotiales; Trichocomaceae. The record is from RefSeq and is a predicted model, not a curated record. The transcript has 6 exons. The coding region runs from base 1 to 3444 and encodes 1147 amino acids.
AUGGUCUACAUAGUGGCCGCAAGACUCACGAUUGCGGAGGGCCUUGGUAUUGAGAUACACUUGGGACUAAAGCAGCAACAAUGGCCUUCUCAAAGGCUUUUAAAGCCUUGGCGGCAAAAUGUUGGAAGUCAGUCUGCUCUCAUGCUUUACAAAUUUUACUGUUCUUCUCCGUCUUAUAAUAACAAUCCAUCUUGUUCCAGGAGACUGAAUCCAACAACAUGGUGGUCAUCACUUGAUUUGGACGGGCAUACCUUACUUUUGAUGAUGAAGGCUGCCUUAACACCUACGAUUGUUGUUGCCCUAGCACGGAUUCCUGCAGUUUCUCAUGUUACCGACGCAACCAACGAUGCAGCUGCACUAGUAGCAGUGACAUCUCAUGUUCUUAUGCCUCGUGGUAAAUUUGUCAAGGUUAUGCUUUUCAAUGUCUUAGCGGUGUGCCUCGGCGCAUGUGUAGCCUGCAUGGCUCUCGUAAGUGCGACCAGAGCAGGAAAGGGUGAUCGUCGGGUAGAUGCCACUACACCCAAAACUCAGAAAGGAUACAGCAGCGAUGCCAACACAGUUUCUGCCGUGUGGCUUAUUGUCGUGAUCUGGCUGGCAAAUGCGAUGCGUUCCUGGCGUCCGAUAGAGCUUCAAAGUCCCGUUAUAGCCUUUUCGAUCUUUACAUGCUUCAACAUCACCCAGUAUGGUGGCUUUGAGACGUUCGAGGCAGGAGUGGAAUACAUGCUGUCUCUGUUGAGAAGCAUGCUGAUAGCAUUCGCUGUUGCCUCGGUAGUCUCGCUUUUUAUUCUACCUAUGACUAGUCGUACGUUCUUUCUGAAAGACGCAAGAGACUAUUCCUUGAAAGUACAAGCAGUGCUACAACAGCAAUCUGGCUUUGUACGAAUGACAGUUGAGAAUCCGGCCGUGUGGUUUGCUGAUGGGCUCCCAAGACGGUUUCAACCCAUUCAAAGUUCCGAGGCCGUGGAUGGAACGGAUUUCUCAACCAAACUAGAAGAAUCCAAACAAAAAGUGCACUUAGAGAUGUCUAGCCUGGGCUCUUUGUUUAGCAAGCUACAGGUAGACUUGCUUUACUCAAAACAGGAGUUUGCUAUAGGCAAGCUGAGCACUGAAGAUGCCGUCAGAAUCGAAGAGUUAUUAGGCUCUCUUUUGUUACCCCUCUCCGGUAUCUCAAUGCUUCCACGUAUGCUCGACAUGCAUAUCAAAAAUGAAAGAAACUACCAGAUGAAGGUUCUUGAGCGUGAUUCCGAAGAGGAGAUAUUGCAGAAACAAGCAGAAUUACACAAAGCAAUAACCACACUACAAAAGCACUUGUCAGAGACCGCUACAUUGGCUGCUACUGGCAUUCAAUACUUUCUUCUGGUCACAAAAUUAAUGUCUAGACGACAUUUCUUUAAGUAUCGUGAAUCCGAACCGCCAGCUACUGUUCCCAAGGACGAGGAGUCUAGAGAUAUUGAUCUCGAUCCACUCGAACCCUAUUUCGUCGUUCGAUUUGAACGUCUAAUGCAUGAGACAUUCUGCCGGCGCAGACACUUUCCAGGGCAAUUGGCAUCUUUAGCUUUCAAUGACGCUAGGGAGGGAUCUAACAAUCGUGCUUCCUCCAAGAAGACCCGCGAGAUUAUCACAUCCGGACCUCAAAUUCGUCUGGAGUUCUUCCUGGUCUUGUACAUGGGCCACAUGCAGGAUAUUUUGCUUCAUACAACGCAUGAGCUCAUUAAGUUUGCAGACAGCAAAGUAGCAGAUGGCACUAUGACAUCCUAUAGGGCAGUUUUCCCCACAGACACCUCCCUCAAAAGAUGGUUUUCUCUGGUUCAGGAAGAACCCAGCGAGCCGUCAGACUCGACACCAGAUGAGAACCAAGGGGGUGAGGAAGUACAUCCUCAAGAUUCCGAACAUAUGCCUCCGGCCAACCUCUGGGAGAAGUCAAGUCACAUUUUCCGCUUGAUUCGUCGGGUUAUCAUAUCUGAGCAUAGUCUGUUUGGCUUUCGCGUUGCUGCAGCUUCAUUCUGUGUUGGUAUACUAGCAUUUCUUGAGAGAACCAGCAGCUUUUUCAUUCCGCGUAGGUUGGUUUGGGUCAUGAUUCUCAUUGUUAUUGGCAUGAACCCAACCACUGGAGAGACUUGCGUCGGCCUAAUGAGUCGAAUCAUUGGAUCAACCAUAUCUGUGUUCCUGUCUCUGAUAGUAUGGUAUACUGUUGACGAGAACACCGCUGGUAUUAUCAUUCUCUUAUACUUUGCAAAUAUGUUCGAGUAUUGGUUCUACAUCAAACGACCACAAGUUUUGGACUCUUCUGUAAUUGCUAUUGCGACGUUGAAUGAAAUUAUUGCGACCAAAUUAGAGGUACGUGAAGCCGAAAACCCAGAGUUGGCAGGAUUAGCAAACCGUCCGACUUGGGUAUUUGCCCUUCACAAAAUUUUGGCCGUGGGAGUGGCUUGUGGUCUCAUGAUCUUCUGGACGAUAUUCCCGUUCACCAUCACAGCGAAGCAUAAAAUGCGACGAAUGCUUGGUGAGAGCAUUUUUGUGCUCGCCGAGUUUUAUAGUGCAACUCAUACGAACUCAGCACUGUGGUUCAGCGGUGGCCUUCGCGAUGGCCUUAGGGAUCCUCAGGCCCUACUGCGACAGCUUGAACGCGUGAUUCGAAGAUUAUUCAGGAAGGAGAUGGUUCUGCUAGAUGAGCUGCGGGAAUAUAGCCACUUCAGCAAAUUUGAGCCUGCCAUUGGUGGCAAGUUUCCCAGAAGGAUAUACGACGACAUCAUCUUGGAGGUCCAAUGCUCACUGACCGCCAUGGCACUGAUGGUUAAAACCACACAGUCUCUGGAAAAACUCCUUCCGUUGCCCCUACCUCAAGAGCCCACCACCUCUGCUGAACAGACUACAAACCAUGAGCAGAAAAUAGAGCAGCAAACAGAGCAAGACGAAGGACGAAAAGAAUCACUUCGACUUGGAGAACCUAAAGACAAAGCCGAGAAGAAAAGGCAAGAAAAGGAAUGGUUUACUCAACUGGGUAAAGUGGCCCUUGAAACUGUUGAUUUCAAGUCUGCUAGACUCGCAUCUUUUCUCAGUCAUCUUUCGGCAUCAGUCACCAAUAAACUCCCUUUACCUCCAUAUUUGUCUGCGCCAUCGUCAUUCCCCUUAUCUCGACGAAUGCAAAAGAUGAACAAGAAUCUGCUUCACGUGCGCUAUUUGGAAGAUCCUGCAUUUACGGCUUUUAUCACGCUGGAAGUCUUGAGGUCGAUAGUCGCGUGGUGUAUGAGGGAUCUCUUAAGCAACGUUAAAAAACUAGUAGGUGAACUCAAUUUCGAAUAUCACAUUUCCCGGACCGAGUCUCAUGGAGAAGCGGCUAGCUUGGUUGCUGGGGGUCCUGCUGAGGAGAGCGAAGAAAAGGAAAGUGAUGAGGAUAGUAGUAGUUCUACUGAUGAAAGUCAGGGGAAAUCGAUGACUUGUUAGCUACCGGUUACAAAGCAUUGAUAUGCAAGUUGUAGUGGAGAUACUCGAAUCUAAAGAAAAAGAAUUGCAAAUAUCAAUGAUGGGUAUAUAGUAUAUCUUGAAAUGUGUACAAUUAAGAAGUUGAUCAAUCCCUGAGCCUUGAAAUAUCCAUGGACAAUUAGACAUUGGAAUCUCUCAAGGCUCAUCCUACCAUCUAGGCAUGAAGAUCAUAUGUUGGGCAGAUAUAAACACACCACAAUCCGAAACGCCCAGCUCUCCUACCCAGUACGAAGUAUAUAUCCAUAGCGAAAAUGUGCAAAUAAACCAACUAUAACUUAUCCUCAAUCUCAUCAUAGUCAUGAAACCCGACAAACGCCCGCUCAACAAAUGCUUUCCAUGUCUUGUUGUUCUUGUUCGGCCUGUUCUUCUUCUUCUUUUUAUUCUUCUUGCUGGUACUGGUUGAAUCGUUUUCGUCUUCUGUCGCUGUAGAUGUCGCAUCGGAUAAUGAAGAAGGAGAAUCACCCGCCCCAAUGCGCGUGGCCAAGUUGUAUAUGCUGCGCACAGUGAAGUCGCGCAAUUUAUAGACAUCAUCUUCCCCCGUGUGAUACUCUAGCUGGUAGUUCACCCGGAAAUUCUUGGAUGAAAUUCCCUCUUCACCCCCCUCCUUCGUUGCAACUUCGUUUGUGUUGUCUUCUUGAGUAAUAUUGGCAUAAUACUGUACAAUAUUCAACAAGCUCAACGGUUGCCUCGAAUAAGCAGGUCCGGGAGGAGUCCGUUUGGACGGUGGAUCCGGUAUCGGUGUCUUUUUAGACUUCUUCUGAACCUCGAGCUCAUGGUUUGCCCAUUGCUGUUCUUUCUUCCCAGUCUUGUGUUGUGUCUCGGCCCAUGUAGGGACCUUUUCCAUCCCGGUAAUGUCGUAUUCAAUCACACGCAGACUCGGGUAGUAGUUCGGAACCACGCUAGGGGAAACAAGGGUGAGUGAGAAACGCUCUGCAUAUUCGCCUCCAAUUUCCUUAAAGAAUUUCUUCUUCUUUUCUUUUUCUUUUUUCUUGUCGCUCUUGUUCUUUUUCUUCUUUGUUGCGUCAACAUCAUCGUCUGCAUCUGAGAUUGACCACUCGUCUUCUAGAACGGAUUGAGGCGGUGUCGGUAACUCGGCCCACAGAUCACGUAGGCUGCUAAGAUAGCUGCCCUUGGACUCGAUGGUGAAAUUCUCGUAGUUGUUUUCCGUGACGAACGGUGGCAUACGCUCCUCACGAAGAAGACUAUCCAUGUCCACAUCAUCCGAGUCUUGCAGCAUAAAAUGAUCAAUAUUCAUAUGUCCAUAUAAACCACCGACCACGACAUCACGAUAUUGCCGUAACCAGAGCGUGUAUUUCUGCCAGCAGCUCUCGUCCCAGGCCUGUUUAUCAGCCGAUCGAGCAGGAGGGACAUGACCCAUAAGUAUAGCCUUCAUUCCUCGUUCGCGAAGGAGCUGCAGCUGUACGCGCAGCCAUUCCAUUUGAUGGUACCCCGGUUCCGACUUCUGGGCACAUCCGUCAACCGCUUGAUUGGAAUCAAAGAAGUAUAACGUGUUGAGACUGAAUACAGCAAGUCUAUUCGGAAUGACCUCGGUGUGGAAGUAUCCGCCUUCCACAAAAGUGUGACGCUGUUCUUCUGGAAUAAACGACUCCCAUAAAUGAGCGAGUUUCUCUGUCCACCGGUUCGGCCCCUUUUCGAAAAUGUUAUGUGGCAUAAUAUCGUUGUUGCCGAUGUUGGGAAUGAUAGGGAUGAUCAAAGCCUCGUUGGGGUGAUCACUUCGAUGGCUAAAAACUUCAAUGAAUUUGUUUGAAAUGGCUGCGUUGAAUUCUUCGAUUUGGUUCUCUGUCCGUGGAAUACGCUCGUCGUUAUCGUGGCGGGCAGAGUCUCCAGUCCAAAUCACAAAGUCAACCUUGUCUCUUAGAUUUUUGUCGAUCCACUCGAAAGUCUGGUUGAUCAGCAACUCUGGCGAGUCGCAUUCGGACCCUGGCGCCCCCAAGUAACCUGCAUUUCCUUUUCCGUGAUGACAGGCCUCAUCCUCAGUGUUA